AUGAAGACCUUUGUCAGCAUUCUCGCCAUCGUUACCAUCGCCACCGCUGCUGCAACUCCCAAUCUCAAGCGCCGCACCGGCAUCAUCGAGAUGCGUGCCGUCUCGGACCUCUGCGGCCCUCUAGACACUCCCAUGUGCUGUGCCACUGAUGUUCUUGGAGUUGCCGACCUGACGUGCUCACCUGUUCCGACUAGUGUCACAACCAGUGACGACUUUGAGUCUUACUGCGCUGCAGAGGGCAAGUCUGCUGAGUGCUGUGUCACUUCACUGCUUGGCGAUCUUGGUCUUGUAUGCUCGGCUGCUGCUUGA
Molecule: messenger RNA, 309 nt
Organism: Aureobasidium musti
Lineage: Eukaryota; Fungi; Ascomycota; Dothideomycetes; Dothideales; Saccotheciaceae
Source: the annotation of a GenBank genome assembly